Messenger RNA from Mercenaria mercenaria, 2076 nucleotides. RefSeq lists its product as uncharacterized. Bases 82 to 2076 code for a protein of 664 amino acids. The transcript is spliced from 2 exons. Lineage: Eukaryota; Metazoa; Mollusca; Bivalvia; Venerida; Veneridae. The record is from RefSeq and is a predicted model, not a curated record.
AUAGAACAAUUGGAGUACGAAAGGUCCAAAUUAGAUUUACAGAAGAAGUUGAUAAAGCAUUACAGAGAAGAUAUACUACGCAUGUCUGCACUUCCGCUUCAACAAGAGGGUAAUAUGUGUGACUUUAAAGAUGUGUACAUCAGACCGCGAAUGACGAUUCAAUCAAAAUGUAACAAAAAACCAGAGGAGGCUGAUGUUCUAUCAAUGUCCAAUAUUUUUACAAAAGACGGCAAAACAAUCAAAUCCAUCUACGUCCUCGGAGAAGCGGGGUCCGGUAAAAGUAGUUUCUGUAAAAGUUUGAUAAACUACUGGUGUUUGGCACAUUCUGACGAAGGAAAAGGUAUUGAUGAUGAGUUCAAUGGGGUCAAGGAAAUGAAGAAAUUUAAUUUUCUAUUCUAUCUUCCUCUCCGUCAUUAUACAGGUAAGAUGAAAAUCAAAGAAAUGUUGGAGGGUAAGUACGAGCACUCUGCUCUAAAGAAGCUUCUUGAAUGUGAAUCUCAAAACUGUCUCAUUGUCCUUGAUGGUCUUGAUGAAUGGGCUUCUCCGACGUCACCGUGUCCUCCUGAACGCGGCGCAGUCAAGGAAUAUACCGUCCUAACUACAUCCCGACCCUGGAAAAUUUCAACGUUAGAAAUAACCGAUAAUGAGAUACGACAAAAGAUUAUCCUUAAAGGGUUUAAUGAUGAAACAUCUAUAAAUAAUAUGAUUGAAAAGACGAUUCCAGUAUUAAACAAAAUGUUUGAGAGAGACAGAGUUUUAAGUGAUUGUCAAAUGGCUCUUGAAAACGAAUCAAUGACAAGUCUAAAACAUACAGCUAUUAUGCUGCAGCAGUUAAUUUGCCUGUGGUUUGACGACAAACUUCAUGAUGGAUCCUCAAGAUGUGCGAUGUACACUGAAAUGCUGGACCUGUUCUUUGUUUGGCACAAGAAGAAACACUCCGACGAUCCUCUAUUCACAGAAAUGAUGAAGAAAUCAGAAGACCUGAAAAAUGUAGAACUUCCUGACUACUUGAUAGAUACUGAAGUCUGUAAUUCACACAGUUACAUCAUUCAUGACGUAUCACGGCUUGCUUAUGAAACAUUGUUCAAUAACACGAAAGAUACGUCUUUGUCAUUUGACAGUUCUACCUUUAAACGACUGAAAAUAUCAAAAGAAGUAAAAUCAUGUUGUUUGAAACUGGGAAUCUUGUCUGAAGAUAAAUGUAUGAGUUUUUCUGCAAGUAAAAGUAGAAGGUCGGUUAUUGCAUUUGUUCACAAGUCAUUUCAAGAAUAUUUGGCUGCUGUAUAUAUUGCUGUCCGUUAUAAAGAACACAUCUCGCCGUCGGCUGAUUCAGGAAACCCCGAUUUGUCUGAUCACUGUGCACUUCUUAUCAGAGAUUUUUUCAGUAAGUGCACGACUUUAGAUGAAAUAUUAGAACAAGCAAAUGUAUUUAUUAUGCUAUGCGGUCUAGAGCCAAGAAUAGCUGUAUCAAUUUCAAAGUAUAUAUACGAUAUUGUCACAAGGGACACACGUGUCCUACAGUACAGACGAACAAUCUAUAAUAGACAUGAAUAUCUUAUAUCAAAUAUCCAGAGAUGUCUUUUAAACUGUAUGGAUGAAGUGCAAGCAUGUGGAACUCGUAUACAGUCUAACCUUUAUCUAGGUGACAUAAGAUUUAAUCCAUACUCCUCAAAUGACGAGCAUUUAUGUAAAAGUUUUGAAUGGCAACCUUUUUCUCCUGACAGUGUCAUUUCAUUUAGUAUUUCACAAACUGAAACGGACAUAUAUCGAAAGAGAGUAUUUAAAUAUUUGCAGAAAUGCCAGCGACUUGAAGCCAUUGACAUUGUUAAAAUAAAAAUUGAUGAAGAAGAUAUCAAGUAUGUCUGUGAUGUAAUUAAAGAUAAUACUUUAACAUUGAAAGCACUGUCUAUAGGUAAUUCGAAACUGAUACGUAGAACAAUAGUCCGUCGUCUGCCUGAUAUGAGUCAUCUUGUUGCAUUAAAGAUAGAAUAUGUCACUAUGCCGCAUGAUGACUUUAUCUCACUGUGUACUUUUCUGUCAGCUAGCAGUCAUCUUGAGCAGAUAUCAAUUCUCUAA